UUUGCCAGAGGAACGGUGCAAAAGGGGAACCUCGACUCGGAGAAGGGACGAGAAUAAAUAAAUAAGGAGCCGCCGUGAAAUAAAGGUAGCGGCGCGCACAGCCCGGCAGCGAGAAGACCACUGAGCUAUAAAUUUAGAAGAUAAGACAAUUUCUGCUUGUGGGGGAAAAGUGAGUAACCUCCAUGGAAGACUCUCAGGAUCUAAGUGAACAGUCAGUAAAGAAAUCGUGUACAGAAUCAGAUGUUUCAGAGCCUCCAAACUCCAGGUCUAUGGAAAUGCAAGAUCUAGCAAGUCCUCAUAAUCUUGUUGGAAGUAGUGAUGCACCGGGUAGUUCCAAACUGGAUAAAUCCAAUCUCAGCAGUACAUCAGUUACAACAAAUGGAACUGGAGUGUCUCUUCUUGCAGUCAAAACAGAGCCCAUGAACAGCAGUGAAACAACAACAACAACUGGAGAUGGAUCACUUGACACUUUUACUGGGUCAGUAAUAACGAGUAGCGGCUACAGUCCAAGAUCAGCACAUCAGUACUCUUCUCAGCUAUAUCCCUCCAAGCCCUAUCCACACAUUCUUUCUACACCAGCAGCUCAAACAAUGUCUGCCUAUGCCGGACAAACCCAGUAUUCAGGAAUGCAGCAGCCAGCGGUGUAUACAGCGUACUCUCAGACAGGACAGCCAUACAGCUUACCUACCUAUGAUUUGGGUGUAAUGUUGCCAGGCAUCAAGACGGAAAGUGGGCUCUCGCAAACACAGUCACCACUGCAGAGCGGGUGCCUCAGUUACAGUCCAGGGUUUUCCACCCCACAGCCAGGCCAAACACCGUAUACUUACCAAAUGCCAGGUUCUAGUUUUACACCAUCAUCCACUAUUUAUACAAACAAUUCAGUUUCAAAUUCUACAAACUUCAGUAGUUCACAACAGGAUUAUCCAUCCUACACAACUUUUGGCCAAAACCAAUACGCACAGUAUUAUUCAGCAUCAACAUAUGGCGCAUAUAUGACCUCAAACAACACGGCCGAUGGCACCUCUUCAUCAUCAUCAACCUACCAGUUACAGGAGUCUCUCUCUGGCCUGACUAGUCAACCAGGUACAGAUCUGCAUUCAGGGGAGUUUGACACAGUACAGAGUCCCUCCACGCCAAUCAAAGAUCUCGAUGAGAGAACAUGUAGGAGUUCUGGGUCAAAGUCCCGGGGUAGAGGGCGGAAGAAUAAUCCAUCACCCCCUCCGGACAGUGACUUGGAGCGUGUAUUUGUUUGGGAUUUGGAUGAAACAAUUAUAGUUUUUCAUUCGCUGCUUACAGGAUCCUAUGCACAGAAGUAUGGCAAGGUAUGUAACCCAUGAAUUCUCUGU
Tinamus guttatus (white-throated tinamou) is the source of this 1346-nucleotide messenger RNA. The record is from RefSeq and is a predicted model, not a curated record. NCBI's taxonomy places the organism in Eukaryota, Metazoa, Chordata, Aves, Tinamiformes, Tinamidae.